GAUUUUUGUACUGCACUUGCUGAUCGUUACUACAAACAGCAUAUUUUAAAACAAGCAAUAGUAGAAUGGAAACAGUUUAUGGAGUGUACAUGGAAACAGAGGAAUUUUCGACGAUUGACGCUAGAAGCCCAAUCUGAAUGUAUCAAAAUUACGAAAGAGUUUAAUCAAAAAAUCCUUCAG
Molecule: messenger RNA, 180 nt
Organism: Heterobilharzia americana
Lineage: Eukaryota; Metazoa; Platyhelminthes; Trematoda; Strigeidida; Schistosomatidae
Source: the annotation of a GenBank genome assembly